UGUUUCUGCACGGUAAUAAUUCUGUGAACACCACCUCACAUGUUGACCUUUUCCCCAUCCUCUGCAUGGAUUUGUAGUUUAUUUUUGUACGUGUAGAAGGCAAAGAUAUAGCUAUGGCUCUGAAUAAAAUGCUGACACGUCAUCUGAGUCUAUUCAGGUGUCUCCAGGAUGUGAUAUCUCAGAGAUGUUUACUUUCUGUGUCCUCGUUUCAUGCUACACCCACUCAGUCAAACUCCAACCGAUCCUCUGUGGUUCGCUGCAGCAGGCAGAAGUAUGAGCGCAUGUACCCGGUGUUGCUUAUGCAUCCUGACGGCUCCACCAUUAAUAUCAGAUACAAAGAACCUCGGAGAAUUCUAAUGAUGCCUGUGGACAUUACAAGUUUGUCAGAGGAGGAGAGAAAAGCCAGGAUGCGAAAGAGGGAUCCUAAGAGGGGAGUGACUAAGAGAAAGGAUGAUGAAAUUGAGGAUGACUUUAAAGUGGAGGACUACAGCAAGUUCUGGAAGAAAACAUGAACAGACCUGGCAUAUUUCAUUUAGUAUAUUAAUGCUAUUUCACAUGUACAGAAUGUAUGCUGUUUUGUUUAUUUGUUUAUCAUUGAAUCAUUAAAAUUCUUAAUACCAAGAGA
Silurus meridionalis is the source of this 625-nucleotide messenger RNA. It is a transcript of the gene mrpl55, whose product is annotated as mitochondrial ribosomal protein L55. Bases 114 to 512 code for a protein of 132 amino acids. The record is from RefSeq and is a predicted model, not a curated record. Gene Ontology annotation, cellular component: mitochondrial large ribosomal subunit. The transcript has 3 exons. NCBI's taxonomy places the organism in Eukaryota, Metazoa, Chordata, Actinopteri, Siluriformes, Siluridae. Gene Ontology annotation, molecular function: structural constituent of ribosome. Gene Ontology annotation, biological process: translation.